Elgaria multicarinata webbii is the source of this 4534-nucleotide messenger RNA. RefSeq names its product macrophage mannose receptor 1-like. Gene Ontology annotation, molecular function: signaling receptor activity. The transcript has 30 exons. The record is from RefSeq and is a predicted model, not a curated record. The coding region runs from base 46 to 4242 and encodes 1398 amino acids. Lineage: Eukaryota; Metazoa; Chordata; Lepidosauria; Squamata; Anguidae.
GAUACUUCCUUCAGGGAAGUUUUGCAGAAGCCUUUGUUCUUUCCAAUGGCAACUUUUUUACUCAUAAAUCUCUUGCUUCUCCUUCAGCCAGCUUUCCAGCUAUCAGAAAGUGGAAGUUUCCUGAUAUAUAAUGAAAACCUCAAACUUUGUGUACAACUUCAACAAUCCCGUUCAAUCAUUCUGGACUACUGCAAUAAUGAUAAUGAGGGGCAACAUUUUAAGUGGGUAUCUGAUUACCAGUUGUUGAACGUGGCAGUGAAACUAUGCCUGGCAGUGCCUUCGAAAACAAACCUGGUUCCGGUCACACUCUCCCCCUGUAACAGGACCAUUGAACUUCAGAAAUGGGAGUGCCGAAAUGACACCCUUCUGGCACUCAAAGAAGGAGGCCUGUUUUUACAUCCUGCUAAUGGACGUAAGGGAAAAGUUAUCCUAUCUCAAACAUCCACCAUGCAGAGUAUCUGGAAGAUCUAUGGAACAAAAGACAGCCUGUGUUCUAAGGGCUAUGAAGCUCUGUAUACCUUAAAUGGCAAUGCCUUUGGAGCCCCCUGUGUAUUCCCAUUCAAGUAUAUGAACAAGCAGCAUGCUGAAUGCAUAAGAGAUGACAAAAACGGGAAGCUUUGGUGUGGAACAACUCCGGAUGUGGAUAAAGACGCUUUAACUGGCUAUUGCCCGCUAAAAGAUGACCAUGAUGAAUUCUUCUGGACCAGAAAUCGUUGGACAGGAGAUCUCUACCAGAUCAAUACCCAGUCAGCUCUAACAUGGUACCAAGCAAGAACAAGUUGUCAGCAACAGAAUGCUGAAUUAGUGAGCAUCACAGAACUACAUGAACAAAUAUACCUAUCAGGAUUAACAAGUAUUAUUGAGACUGACUACUGGAUUGGCCUUAACAGUCUGGAUUUUGAAAGUGGAUGGCAGUGGAUUUGCAAUCAUCCAUUAAGAUAUUUAAAUUGGUCUCCAGGUAGCCCAUCUCUGGAAACCGAAAAAAUGUGUGGAUCAAUGGAGUCUAAGAGUGGCAAAUGGGAGAAUAUAGAGUGUGAUCAGAAACUUGGAUAUAUUUGCAAAAAACAAAACUCUUCAAUACAUGCUUCUGUUAUUCCUUCAGAUGACUUUAAGCCUGUUAAAUGUCUAGAUGGCUGGGUUGCCUAUGCAGACCAUUGUUACCAUCUUAACAGAGGUCCCAAGGCAUGGAAGAGUGCGUUACUGUCCUGUCGAAAGGAUGGUGGAGAUUUAAUCAGUAUACACAACAUUGAAGAAUACAGCUUUGUCAUCUCUCAACUUGGCUACAAAGCAACAGAUCUCCUGUGGCUAGGACUGAAUGACCAGAAGACCCAGAUGUAUUUUGAAUGGAGUGAUGGGACUCCUGUAGUAUUCACUAAGUGGCAGCGAGGAGAACCGACGCACAUAAAUAAUGUGCAAGAAGACUGCGUCAUCAUGAGUGGGGAGAAUGGACAUUGGGCAGAUUAUUUCUGUGAAGAAGAACUUGGUUACAUUUGCAAAAAAGAACCUUUGGCAUCUGUUCCUGAAGAAGCUGAAACUGCUGAUCCAAAAUGCCAGAAAGGCUGGAAAAGGCAUGGUUUAUAUUGUUACUUCAUUGGGCAGACAUCUGUGAUAUUCUCAGAAGCGAAGAACAUCUGUGCAGCAAACAAGGGAUUUCUGACUUCCGUGGAAGACAGAUAUGAACAGGCCUACUUGACCAGUCUAAUUGGGCUGCAUUCUGAAAAAAUGUUUUGGAUCGGCCUUUCAGAUAUAGAGCAACCAGGGACAUUCAAGUGGACCAGUGGAGAUAAUGUUCUGUUCACCCACUGGAAUUCAGAAAUGCCUGGGCAACAGCCUGGCUGUGUUGCCAUGAGAACUGGCACUGCAGCUGGAUUGUGGGAUGUUGUGAGCUGUGAGGAGAAGGCAGCUUUCCUCUGCAAACAAUGGGCAGAAGGUGUGACGCCUCCUCCUGCCCUAGUAACAACUCCUCCACCCCCAUGUCCAGAAGGAUGGAGUCCAAGCCCACUUAGAAGUGUGUGCUUCAAAGCUUUUAAGGGUGAAAAGUAUGAGAAGAAAACUUGGUUUGAAGCACAUGAUUUUUGUAAAGAAAUUGGAGGAGACCUGCCUUCUAUCCAUGGUUAUAAAGAGGAGAAUGUGCUAAUAGCAAUUUAUUAUGGAGAAGACUCUUGGAUGGGUUUAAAUCCUAUGGACAACAGCAGUGGGCUUACUUGGACUGAUGGAUCUCCUAUAAAAAGAGGUGCACCCUUAAACCCAGAACCAAGAAAUACUUUAGAAGAUUCCUUCAAAAUACUUGAAGAUGGCUGGAUUGGAUAUGAGAACAAUGAAUACUAUUUCAGUAAUAUAACUUUGCAUGCAGAAGAAGCCCGGAAAUUCUGCCGGGCACAUGACGGAGAUCUUGUGGUCAUUGAGAGUGAAAGUGAACGAAAAUUUCUGCGGAAAUAUAGCGCCUUGUAUGGAUCUUCUAUGAUUGACCCCUAUAUUGGUUUAAUUGUGGGACUUGAUAGAAAGUUUGGAUGGGUAGAUGGAUCUCCAGUGACUUAUGUAGCCUGGGCCCCUGAUGAACCAAACUUUAAAAAUAAUGAUGAAUACUGUGUGGUCUUGUACCUUAAGACAGGCUUCUGGAAUGAUAUAAAUUGUGGUGCUCUGAGGAGUUUCAUCUGUGAAAGGCAUAACAGUUCUGUCCGCUCUACGAUUGCUCCCACAUCGCCUGCACCUCAGGGAGGUUGUGCUGAAGGCUGGCUUUUGUUUGAAAACAAGUGUUUCAAAAUAUUUGGUUUCGAUGAAAAAGAGAGAAAAGGCUGGUAUGAUGCCCGUACUGAUUGCAUAAACAAAGGAGGAAACCUGGCUAAUAUACCAAGCAAAACUGUUCAAGCUUUCCUCACGAUGCACUUAAAAAGCACUUCUGCUGAUACCUGGAUUGGACUGAAUGAUGUUAAUUGGCGAGGUAGAUACUUAUGGACAGAUGGGCGUAUUGGUGUCUACUAUACAAACUGGGCCAAAGGCUUUCCAAAUAACAAAGGUUCCUGUGUUUUUAUGAUGAAUGAGUCUGAACGACUGGCAGGAAAUUGGAGAGAUGGACUAUGUACUGCUCCGAAAAGCUACAUCUGUCAAACAAACACUGAUACUAUAUUUUCUCACUCAGAACCAACGAUUCCAGCCUCUGGCUACAUCCUUUACGGAAACAGCAGCUAUUCUCUCGUUAGCCCCAAAAUGACAUGGGAAGAAGCAAGAAAAAAGUGUAAAUCUGAAAAUGCGGAGCUUGCCAGCAUAUUAACUUCCUACAUCCAAUCCUUCGUAUGGCUACAGGUGUUAAAAUACGGGGAGCCUGUGUGGAUUGGUCUAAAUAGUAAUAUGACCAAUGAGGCGUACAAGUGGGUGAAUAACUGGAGACUGUUCUACAGUAACUGGGCCGCUGAAGAACCAAAGCAGAAAAUUGCCUGUGUCUACUUAGACCUUGAUGGUCACUGGAAAACAGGAGCUUGCAAUGAAAAGCACUUCUUUGCCUGUGAGCAGUAUCAUGGUGUACGCCCAACUGAGACUCCGGAGGUCCCAGGAAGAUGCCCUACAUUAAACCACACCCAGCUAUCUUGGAUUCCCUUUCAGGCUCAUUGCUAUCUGAUCUACCCUGGAAGAGAUAGCCGGCCCUCAGCAUCCUUGAAAUGUACUCAGUUAGGUGGCACCUUGACUUCAAUAGAAGAUUUAGUUGAACAGGAAUUUUUGAAGGCACACACUGAACAACUCCGUCCUAUGCACUUUUGGAUAGGAUUGACUGAAAAUGUGGAUGGAAAAUGGAUGUGGGAAGAUAACACUGAAGUGGAUUUUGUCAACUGGAAGGGAGGACAGCUCAAGGAGGAUGCAAAAUCAUAUUACCAUGAUGGUUUUUUAAAUUUUCAACGUCAAUGCGUUUUCAUGAAUGGCCAUACGGGGGAGUGGUCCCUUCAACGCUGCUAUUAUUCGUCAGAGGCAUUUAUUUGUAAAACACACAAAAUUAUCGAAGAGACUACCAUUAAGGAGCCUACAAAACCUAAAGAUCAAGAAGCGAUUCCUGGACCAUCACAAAGCACACUUAUGCUGGUGGUUAUGCUGGUGAUCCUCAUCCUCAUUGGUGUAGGCAUCACGAUCUAUAUUUUAUACAAAAGAAGUAGGAAACGGCAACAAAUCAUUGCUAACGCUGGCAACUCUUCGUAUCGUGACAGCAUGGUUAUUCUUCAGAAUGACCCAGUGAACAACAGGGAGUGGAAUUAACAAAUUUAGUCUGCAAUCUUACACACACUUAGAUGGAAGUAGGUCCCAUUGAACUCAAUAGGGAUAGGUUUCCAUUGUUAUAAAUUAAUAGAAAUAACCAUUUGGAAAAUAUUUGUCCCAAGCAGCAAUAUCUGGGGUGGCUUUCCUUAACCAGACUCAUGAUGUGGAAUGUUUGAAUACAUAAAGGUUUUUCAGUGAAAACUUUAAAAAUGCUUUAUGGAAUAUAAACACUGAAGAGCAUCUCAUUAUCCUCUGGCAACUGAAAGCCUACAAAAUAUUUUUGCCUCAAUUC